This is a messenger RNA of Entelurus aequoreus (snake pipefish), 1481 nucleotides long. RefSeq names its product WD repeat domain 74 (gene wdr74). The record is from RefSeq and is a predicted model, not a curated record. Lineage: Eukaryota; Metazoa; Chordata; Actinopteri; Syngnathiformes; Syngnathidae. Gene Ontology annotation, biological process: ribosomal large subunit biogenesis. Bases 155 to 1273 code for a protein of 372 amino acids. The transcript has 3 exons. Gene Ontology annotation, cellular component: nucleolus; preribosome, large subunit precursor. Gene Ontology annotation, molecular function: protein binding.
GACGAAGUAAGAAAGGGCGGGGGUGGUAUAGUUACGACAUUGGUGACGUUGAAUAACGUCACUGACGCGCGACCCAGCGACCGGGAGAAGACACGUGUUUGGAUUCCACAAGAAGCACAAUCAUCUUGACGCCGCAGUUAAGGCUCCCGCUGACAUGGGUGACAUCAGCCGGCCGUGCACCGUGUGGCUCGGCUCGGAGACGGGCAUCCUGAAGGGGGUCAGCGUGUCUCAGAAGAAAGCCUUCAACUUCUCCAACAGCACCUUGAGCCGCGAGCAGGAGGUGCGCGCCCUGUGCUGGGCCGACCCCACGGAGACCGAAGUCCUGGUGGCCUCUGUGGACGGCGCCGUAAAGACCUUCAGUGUGGAGAAGGGUGUCUUCACCGACGCUCGCCGCUGCGGGGACCCCGGCGAGGGCAGCUUUGUCGGGCUGGCCGUGCUUAACGACACCUCGCUGGCAACGUGCACGGACAGUGGCGCGCUGCGAGUGUGGAAGGAGGAGAGCGGCAAGCCUGCCUUGAGCCUCAGCGUGGGUACCGACGUGUGCCGCAUGAGGCAGAACCCGAGCCACCGGCACAAGGUGGCCACUGGCGGAAAGAACACUUGUCUGAAAAUCUGGGACCUGGAGACGCCCGACAAGCCGGUGUUCACCGCCAAGAACCUGCGGGACGACUGGUUGGCCCUACAGCAGCCGCACUGGGUCAAGGACAUUGCCUUUAUCCCCGGGUCCGAUAAGGUGGUCACUUGCACGGGCUACCAUCAGGUCCACGUGUACGACCCCUCCUCACCUCAGCGUCGCCCUGUCAUGGAAGCCAAGUUCGGGGAGUACCCGCUGACCGUGCUGUCUCUUCCGGCCGCCGGGGGCUCGGUGGUGGUGGGCAACACUCACGGUCAGAUCGCCGUGCUGGACCUGAGGAAAGGUUUGGUCCGGGGCUGCCUAAAAGGUCUGGCGGGUGGCGUGCGCGGCCUGCAGUGCCACGCCUCUCAGCCCUUGGUGGCGUCCUGCGGCCUGGACCGCUUCCUGCGCAUCCACAGCCUGGAGGACCGCAAGGUGCAACACAAGGUCUACCUCAAGUCACGCCUCAACUGCCUCCUCCUCGCCAGCCGCCCCCUGGAGGACGCCGUGGACGACGCCUCCCAGGAAGUAAAGGAGGAGGAGGAGGAAGAUGAGGUGUGGGCCGCCAUGGAGCAGGUGGAGGAGAAACCAAAGAGGAAGACGUCAGAGGAGGGAGAGCGGCAGCCAGAGGAGAGUAUAAAGAAGAGGAAGAAGAACUGAGAGGCGUUUGGGGGGUGUUCACAGUGUGGGACUUUGCAGCGCCAAGCUCAUCGGACUGAAACACGCCAAAGAAACUCGACUUUUGUAGAAGUGCCUUUAACACAAAAGUAAUGCAUCAACUAUUCAGGCUGUCGUUAAAGGUUAAGAAAAUAAUGUAAAGAUUUCUCAAUUGGUUUUUAAAUAAAAUGUUAUAAGUGCGCAUAGUAAA